Strongylus vulgaris is the source of this 441-nucleotide messenger RNA. The record is from the annotation of a GenBank genome assembly. Lineage: Eukaryota; Metazoa; Nematoda; Chromadorea; Rhabditida; Strongylidae.
AUGACGAUCAAUGAAGAGGAUAAGGGCAAGCAAUUGGUGCUCGUCACUGGUGCAUCGGGUUACGUGGCAACGCAUUGCGUAGCACAAGCACUGGCUGCGGGGUAUAGGGUACGUGGGACUGUUCGGAGCAAGAAGAAUAUGCGAAAGGUGGCUCCCCUGCUCCGACUACCCUAUGCGGAUGAACGUCUAGAGCUCAUCGAGGCAGAUCUACUAAAUGAGCAUGAUUGGCCAGCAGCUGUGAAAGGUUGUACCUACAUCCUCCAUGUCGCAUCUCCUUGGCCAAUAGUCGCCGAUGAGUCCACCAUCAAGACAGCAGUAGAUGGUACCUUAUUCGUUCUGCGUGCGGCUUCUAUGACACCUUCAGUGAAGAAGGUGGUAUUGACAAGCAGCUGUGCAGCUAUCAAUGGUGAGCAACAAAGCUUGGGGACCAGUUCUCGUUAG